AUGCGGUUGAGUCCCGCGCUAGUUUUCAUUGAUUUCUUUCUACUCACAUCAGUUUCUGGACUCAAUUCGGACGAAGGAACUGAAGAAAGGCCCAUAAUGGGCAAAGACAUUGACUUGAGUAAUUUUCUACGUUCCUUCGAUUAUGCUAACACGUACGAACAGGUCAUCAAGAAGUCGAGUUACGAUGUUCUUGCAUACGUAACGCCGUGGAACUCAAAAGGUUACGAGAAGGCGGGGGUUUUUGCAAACAAGUUCACCAUAAUCGCACCUGUUUGGUUCCAGUUGAAACCUGUUACCUAUGAGAUUAAUGGCCAUCAUGAUUUUGACCAGAAGUGGAUGGAAAGAGUUAAGUCAGUUAAAGGCGAUGUCAAGUUUGCGCCAAGAGUCAUUUUUGAGGAUUGGGACGCCGGUGAUUACCAAAGCGUGCUGUCUAAUAGUAAAAGCAGGGUGGAUUGUAUCAGAGCUCUUCGUACCCUUAGCAAGGCUAAUGGAAUCGAUGGGCUCACGCUGGAAGUAUGGAUGCAACACUUUGGGACAUCCCAGAAUGUUUUGAUUGACUUCUUAGUUGAACUCGCCAAGGGUCUUCACAAAGACAGGAAGAUCCUCAUUCUUCCUAUUCCCCCGUCUGUCUAUAAGGGGAAUUUCGAGGGACGAUUUAGCAAGGCUCACUUUGACAUGCUGGUAAAUCAUAUCGACUUCUUUAGUCUAAUGACCUAUGACUACUCCAAUCCUUUUGCGCCCGGUGAAAAUGCCCCUAUAAAGUGGGCGAUUCAAUGCGUCAAAAACCUGGUUCCAGAUGAAAAGGACAGUAAAAAUCAAGCUACAAAACGGGCCAAAAUCCUGCUCGGUGUCAAUUUUUAUGGCUAUGACUAUGUGCCUGACAAGAGGCAGGGCAGGGCUGUCCUGGGUCAUGAUGUGGUGGAAGUGGCGAGAAAGUACUCUCCUGUUUUCAAAUGGCAUGGAGAGAGUGCUGAACACUCGCUGGAGUACGCUGAUGAUGGCCAAACAAAGCAUUCCCUUUUCUUUCCCACUGCGUAUUCCAUUGCAAGGCGAGUUGCAGCGGCAGAAGAGCUCGGGGUUGGACUGUCCAUCUGGGAGAUUGGCCAGGAGACUUCUUUAGAAGCGUUUGGUGAGGAUGUUUACAGCAGCGCAUCAUUGCAGGCCGCCGAUAUGUACUUCCAAACCAGUGCUCACAUCGCUCUGGGGGAGUAUGAAAAGCAGCAACCCUGGCUUAGCAGUAAGGGCUCGAUUUCUGAAGAUAUGUCAGCGCCCUCCUUAAAAGUGACGCACGCGAGUAUGCCGACGACAGCUCCAAAGAAAAGUCAGGAAUUUGCUGAUAAAAGCAAGCCUCAAGCUAUUCGUGACAGCAAUAUUGUUGCUGCUAAGGCUGUUGCCGAUGCUAUUCGUACAAGUCUGGGUCCUAGAGGCAUGGAUAAAAUGAUUCUAGAACCCAAAGGUGAUGUUACAAUAACGAAUGACGGUGCAACCAUUCUCAAGCAAAUGAAGCUUCUUCAUCCAGCCGCAAAAAUGCUUGUGGAGCUUUCUAAGGCACAGGACAUUGAGGCUGGCGAUGGAACAACUUCUGUUGUCGUUCUCGCCGGAAGUCUUCUUGAUGCAAGCGCCAAGUUGUUAAACAAGGGACUUCACCCGACCGUAAUCUCCGAGGCAUUUCAGUUAGCAGCUUCAAAGGCAUGUGAGAUUAUUUCUGCGAUGUCCCAACCAAUCGAUCUUGCUAACAAAGAUGUACUGCUUAAAAUCGCCUCCACCUCGUUAAAUUCUAAAGUCGUGUCGCAGUACUCUAGCAUCCUCUCUCCGAUUGCUGUCGAUUCUGUUUUGGCUGUUACCGACUCGAAUGACCCUGAAUCAGUCAGCCUUAGUGAUAUAAGAAUCGUAAAGAAACUCGGCGGAACCAUCGAGGAUGCCCAACUUAUUGACGGUCUUCUGCUGAACCAAAAGGUUGAAUCCGGUUGUGGUGUUCAUCGAGUUGAAAAGGCUAAGAUUGCCCUGGUGCAAUUUUGCAUAUCUCCGCCCAAAACUGAUAUGGAGAAUAAUGUGGUCGUCACUGACUACACACAAAUGGAUCGCAUCAUGAAGGAAGAGCGGCAAUACAUUCUCAACAUUGUGAAGGCUGUCAAGAAAUCCGGUGCCAACGUGAUUCUCGUACAAAAGAGCAUUCUUCGUGACGCUGUCAACGAUCUUGCUCUGCACUACUUCGGCAAACUUAAAAUCAUGGUUGUGAAGGAUGUUGAACGUGAUGAAGUUGAGUUUAUCUGUAAGACUCUGAACUGUGUGCCGGCUGCUAGUGUAGACCAUCUCACUCCUGAAGUGCUAGGCAAAGCGGAUCUUGUCGAGGAAAUUGAAAGUGGUGGAUCUAAGAUCGUUAAGGUCACUGGCAUUCAAAACAAGGGUCGCACCGUCUCUGUCCUCCUCAGAGGAUCCAACAAAUUGGUCUUAGAAGAGGCUGACAGGUCUCUCCACGAUGCUCUUUGUGUCAUUCGUUGCCUUGUCAAGCGUCGGGCCCUGAUUGCUGGUGGUGGGGCCCCCGAGAUUGAAAUUUCCCAGAAGUUAGCACAUUUAGCAAACCAGACUACCGGCUUGGAGCAGUAUUGUUUGAGGGCGUUUUCCGACGCCAUGGAGGUGAUUCCUUACACCCUUGCGGAAAAUGCCGGCCUCAAUCCCAUCCAGACAGUUACUGAACUUAGGGCGCGCCACUCGAAUGGAGAGGUCAACUGUGGCAUCAACGUUCGCAAGGGUUUUGUCAGUGACAUGAUGGCGGAGAACGUCCUUCAGCCUCUUCAGGUCACCUAUAGUGCUGUCACUUUGGCGACGGAAACGGUUCGCAGCAUUUUAAAGAUUGAUGACGUGAUUAACGCAGUGCGCUUUUAA
Molecule: messenger RNA, 2886 nt
Organism: Echinococcus granulosus
Lineage: Eukaryota; Metazoa; Platyhelminthes; Cestoda; Cyclophyllidea; Taeniidae
Product: T-complex protein 1 subunit delta
Exons: 18
Coding region: 1-2886 (961 amino acids)
Biological process (GO): protein folding; carbohydrate metabolic process
Cellular component (GO): chaperonin-containing T-complex
Molecular function (GO): ATP binding; ATP hydrolysis activity; ATP-dependent protein folding chaperone
Source: RefSeq, a predicted model, not a curated record